GGUUAAUGGGUUCAUUGGGUUACGAAAAGUUGAGAGCUGUUCUCUCCCUCGCGUGAGGUUCUUCUUCGUUCUUACCCACAAAUCCACUCGAUCUUCCAUUAAUCCUGUUCUUUGAGCUUGGAUAUUGAAUGUUUUUACUUCCUAAACCCCUUUAGAUUGUAAAUCCCUCAAUUUUUGAGCCCAGGUUUGGAUUCUUGAACUGAUAGCACGCAUUAAAUCGCUCGGAAUUACUGUUCACCGAGAGUGGUCAACGCCUACUGCUCUUGAUUUCCUUGAUCAACACCUGGUUGGAGGAUCGUUCUAGCUUCCCCUUGAGGUUACGAUCAAGCAAAUAUAACUUUCUCCUUCAUCAGGACUGAUCGAUUUUUUCCUCAACGGUCACCUGCUAUCUCCAGUUUCCAUAGCUGAAAAGGAAACCAGACUGAUGGUUACGUAAUUGGGGAGCUACAGCUUAGUUUUCCCUCUUCCUCUACUCAUGCCUACCAAAAAAAAGAAGGAAAUGCCCGCACCUACUAAAUCAUCUUCUCGUCUUCGAGCUAGGCAGAACAGGGAAGCUGAUGAUUCAACUGAGGAAACUGUACGUCAGAGGGUAGACAUAUUCCAACUCAAGGAAGAUGAUUCGCAGGACCAUAUUGAUGCUGUGGGUUCUUCCAUACUGCUGGAACCCAUAAUUGAAAAUUCCCAGGAAGAAAAAAUGCUGUCUUCGGACUCUAGCAUGGAGGCUGCGCAAAUGGGUGAUGUUACUACGGUGGAGGUAACUUCUACACUCCAAAGUGUUGGUCUGGCUGAGCAUAUGGACGAAGCUACUGCAGUGGAGGAAAUUUCUACACUCCAAAAUGAUGGCUUGGCUAAAGCAAUUGUUCCUCUUGAACCUACUUUAGAGGAAAAUGAUAUGGAACAACUGGAGAUUCAAGAGGAAUAUGAAUUAGAUUCUAGUGUCCAACAAUUUCUGGAAAAUGAAGAAGCCGAGGCUAAUAAAGCCACUGUCCAACAAAGCGGAGUGGCAAGCAAAGAAGUCACAAACCUGGCUGUUAUACCUACUAUCCAUACCGCGGCAUUACAGCCUGCGACAAUACCCUCUUCGGACAAGACAGAUGUUACUGCCAAUGGUGCUGUGGUAUUGGGGGUCAACAAGUGGGGAGAUCCAGGCUCUAAACCCUCAUUUGCUUCACUCUUCAAGGAUAAUAGGGAACCCGAUAAGGGUAUGAAACUGAGAUAUAUUGAGCCCAAAGGAGACAUUAUUGACCUCACUACUAGAGUGCUACCAUCCAUCAUUGAUAUUUGGGGGCAUUGUUUAGUUGGUUACUUUGAUGGUGGAUAUCCCGGAUAUAAAAAUCUCCACACAAUUGUGCAAAAAUGGGCUGUCCCGUGCCGUUUUAGAAGCCAUGACAAAGGAUGGGUAAUCUUUAAAUUCCAAAAUGAGAAGGAUAGGGCUAAAGUGCUUAUGGAAGGUCCAUAUACCUUGUUUGGGAAAAGAUUUCCAUUGAAACUACUAUCGGAUGAUUUUUCUAUGAGCGAUGAGGAAUUUCUUAAGGUUCCUAUUUGGGUGCAAUUCCCCCAUCUACCUAUGCGGAUUUGGAAUGAGGAUGUCAUAAGUGAGGUGGCAUCUAAGGUGGGCUUACCCUUGACUACGGAUAGAGUUACUCUUGAAAAGGCUAGAUCAAAUUUUGCAAGAGUUCUCAUUGAAGUUGAUGCCUCUAAACCACCUCCACUUGAGCUCAAGAUCAAGUUACCAAAUGGCAAACUACACACUCAAUUUGUGAGGUAUGAAACAUUUCCAAAUUAUUGUUUCCAUUGUAAAAAGUUUGGCCACCAUGCCUUUACUUGCUCCAUUAUUGCCGAAAUUGAGAAGAAAGCUAAAGAAGAUGUUAUAAAAAAAAGUAUGGGUAUUAAUAUGGAAGAAGGAGCUGCCGAGGGUGCAAUUUGUGAUGCCAAAACAGUGAGUACGAAGGAUGUGGUUGUAGGAGAAGCCGAGAGCAGCAACAUGGCUGCCAAAACAGUGAAUUUGGAUGCUAAAACAGUGAGUAAUGAGCAACUUAUUGAGGAGGAAAGUGAUCUCUUUAUUACUAAAAGAGAUCAUCCAUUUUUCAAGAAGUUUCGGCUCUUUAAAUGGGGAAAGAGAAAGCCUAUAAGAGGUGAGGUUGUCACAUCCGUUUUCAAGGAUGGCGAAGAAGAACUUAUCCGGAAAGUCCACAACUUUCAUGAUACGUACCAAGACGAGGUGAUAGUUCAAAUGGGAACCGAUGAGGUGCUCAUGCCAAAUAUCAAUGUUACACACAAGAAGCAUGUAGAUAAGGAUGCUACUAUUAUCAAGAUGGACCAUCAUCUCAAGAUAGUAAAGGAAGACCAACCCGGAAUGCUUUUCACCAAAGAAUGCCUUGAAGAUCUUCCCGGAAUAACAAUAAGAGACAAGGAGUAUACUUUUGAUCCUUCUUUUAUGAGGGCUGUUUUUAGACAUUACUUGUGCCGAUAUUAUGAAGAUGGAUGCCCGAGGGGGAAAGCUUCGCUUGUAAAAAGGCCAAGUAUGAAAGAUUUCAACAAAGUACGUGUGGUGAAUGAUAUUAGGGAUGCAUACCGAGAUGAUGUCAUUGUUAAGCUUGAACUUGGCAAAGAUAAUCUACCUUUGAUUCACCUACUACAUUCCGGUGAAGUUAAAGAUCAAAUGGUGAGGCUUGAUAACUACUUGAGAGCCACCCAAGAUGAGCUUACCGAGGGACUCACAUUCACGACUACAUGCUUGGAGACUAUCCCGGGGGUCGUUGCUACGGAGUACGGGUAUGAAUUUAACUCUUGGUUUAUUGAAUUUCCCUAUACUUUAUUAUAUCUUACUAGGUACAAAGCAAGAGCAAAGCCGAGCCAUUUGUUGAAAAAAAAUGAGGCUAGGCCGAGAGUCCAAGGAAAGAAAGGUGGGAGGAGGAACAACAACAAAAGGUCUUGAUGAUUGUGUCCGCAUGGAAUAUAAGAGGCCUCAAUAAGGUCUCCAAACAAAACUCUAUCCUUAAGUUUAUUCGCACUAAUAAUAUUCAUUUGUGUUGUCUCCUUGAAACCAAAAUGACCACUACUAAUUUUGUUAAUUUUAGUUCAAAUAGAUUACCUUCUUGGCUAUCUAUUACUAAUUUUGACAAAAUUGAUGGUGGCCGUAUUGGCAUCAUUUGGGACCCACAUUUUGUUCAUAUUAAUGUACUUGAAAUUGACAAGCAACAUAUACACCUUACCGCCACUUGUAAGGUUACUCAAAUUGAGUAUCUUGUUACUUUUGUGUAUGCUCUCUAUACGGCUCUUGAGAGAAAGGCCCUUUGGGAUCAUCUAGCAAACUUGGAGCCUAACAUUAAUAGCCCGUGGCUAGUAAUGGGAGACUUCAAUUGUGUUGGAUGCCCGAAUGAGAGGGUGGGUCCUACCCCUCCCUCGGCCUAUAAUAUGCAACAUUUAAAUGAUUUUAAAUUGCAAACUAAUCUUGUUGAUUGUCCAUCCACGGGCCAAUUCCUUACUUGGAAUAGAGGUUCCCUUUGGGCUAAACUAGAUCGAGUUCUUAUUAAUUCUUUUUGGUCUACUUUGGAUAUUGAGUGCAAAACACAUUUUCAUGAUUUCGAACUUGAAUCCGACCAUGUAGCUUCCAUGGUUUCCAUUGGGAAAACUAAUGGGGCUGCCUCUCGGCCUUUUAAAUUUUUUAAUAUGUGGCUAAAUCAUGAAAAUUUCAAUGCCAUCCUCACCACCCAUUGGGAUAGAGAGGUAUACGGUAGCUCCCAAUUCAUCUUAGCCAAGAAAUUGAAGGACCUCAAAAGACCGCUUAGAGAGCUAAAUAAACUCCACUUUGGCCACAUUUCCGAAAGAGUUAAGGACUCCAAGAAAGAGUAUAAAAGGCUCCUCGGGCUCUCUAUACUCUCUCCGUUGGACGAAACUAUAAAAGAAGAACUCUCCUUGAUCAAGAAGAAACUUCUUAACCUUAAACUAGCCGAAGAAGAUUUUUUUAAGCAAAAGGCUAAGGCAAAUCAUCUUGUUCAAAGUGAUAAAUGUACUAAAUACUUCCAUGCUAUUGUGAAAAAGAAUAUGGCUAGAAAUUCCAUUACGGCUUUAAAACUCCAAAAUGGGAUUUCUACCACUUCUAUUGACCAAGUUGCUACGGAAUUAGUGAAUUUUUAUACUAAUUUGUUUGGUGCCUACUACCCCACUUCCGGGUUGGACCCCUCUGUGGUGGCCUCGGGUAGGUGUUUACCCGCCAAUGCCACUCCUGGCUUGGUUGCUCCUAUCACCGACUUGGAAAUCAAGGAGGCCUUGUUUGAUAUUGGUGAUAACAAAUCACCGGGGCCGGACGGUUACACAUCCGCAUUUUUUAAAAAAAAUUGGAACACCGUUGGUUUUGACUUUACUAGAGCCGUGAGGGGCUUCUUUGGCUCUGGCAGGUUAUUAAAGCAAACUAACCAUACGGUUAUUGCUUUAAUUCCUAAGACCAAUCACUCUCCCACACCGGCGGACUUUAGACCAAUUGCUUGUACUAAUGUGGUUUACAAAGUCAUUACCAAAAUUAUUUCUAAGAGAAUGAUCCCGUGUCUACCAGACCUCAUUGACCACGCCCAAGGGGCGUUUGUUGAUGGAAGACUUAUGAUUGAUAAUGUCUUCGUUGCACAAGAACUGAUCAAGGGAUACUCUAGGAAACGUGCAUCUCCUAGAUGUAUGAUAAAGGUUGAUCUCCGGAAAGCCUAUGAUACUAUAUCCUGGGAUUUCCUGGCUGCCAUGUUAACCCAUUUGGGCUUCCCGGGCAGAUUUAUACAUUGGAUUAUGGAGUGUGUCACCACACCUUCCUAUUCCAUAUCUAUUAAUGGGGUGCUUCACGGCCACUUUGAGGGUAAGAGAGGGCUUCGGCAAGGGGAUCCUAUGUCCCCCCUCUUAUUUGUCCUUUGCUUGGAAUAUUUUUCCAGAUUGUUGAACAUUAGGACCAAAAAUCCUAUGUUUAACCACCACCCCCUGUGUGGAUCCCUUAACAUAUCACAUGUGGCUUAUGCUGAUGAUUUGAUGCUUUUUUCUAGAGGGGAUACCACAUCUAUACAGAUUCUCACACAAGCCUUGGAAGAUUUUGGUAACCUAUCUGGCCUUAGGGUCAACUAUGAUAAAUCAAAUAUCUUCCUUGGUGGUAAUGCAUAUUAUGAGCUUGACACUAUACUAGAACUGGUGGAUUUCAAAAUUGGUGCAUUCCCGGUCAAAUACCUAGGGGUCCCCCUGGCACCCUUAAGGUUAUCUGUGGCCCAGUAUGCACCACUUUUGGAGUCCAUAACUACUUUCAUUAAUGCUUGGAGUACUAAGUCUUUAUCUUAUGCAGGCAGAGUUGAGCUGAUAAAGUCCGUUAUACAGGGAGUGCACUCUUUUUGGUUACACAUGUUUCCCAUCCCUAAUGUUAUUCUUGAUAGGAUUACAUCCAUUUGUCGCAUUUUUCUUUGGGGAAGCAAAUUCGCUAGGGUUGCCUGGGCUGAUAUUUGUCUCCCUAAAGAAGAGGGUGGACUUGGCAUACAUGACACAAGAGUUUGGAAUAAGGCUUUACUUUCAAAAACUUUUUGGGAUAUACAUACAAAAAAGGACACACUUUGGGUCAAGUGGGUCCAUGGGGUUUAUCUCAAGGGUAGGUGUGUGUGGGAGUUUGUCCCACACGAAAGAGAUUCACAAUUGUUUAAAAAAAUUGCACAAAUCCGAGAUGAAAUACUCUCCAAAUUCCAGGACAUCCCGAGUGCUAUACUUGGCUUAAAUGCUUUUCAGAUGAAUGGUAAGCUUGUAUCCUCCAAAGUUUAUGAUUUGCUUAGGCCUAGGGCUGCCACCCGUGUGUGGAUGCCGUUUAUUUGGAAAGAUUACAUCCCUCCCAAGUUUUCCUUUGUUACUUGGCUGGCAUUCCGUAACAGAUUAGCCACGUGUGAUAAUCUUCAUAGAUUAGAUGUGGAUAAUACUUGUGUAUUGUGCAAGGGUGGACCGGAAACGGUUCCACACCUCUACUUUGAAUGCCCUUUUUCAGGAAAAGUUUGGGCUAUGAUGAAAGCAUGGAUUGGCAUUCCACGAAUGAUGGGGACCCUAGCUAGUGCGGUCAAAUGGAUCAAGAAGGAAAGGAGUGGAGCUAAUGUACGAGCCAAGGCCGCCAGGAUUGCUUUCUUGUGCACCAUAUACUCGCUUUGGAGAGUCAGGAAUGCAGCUCGAUUUGAUGAUUUUUUGCCAAAGGAGGAGGAAGUUUUUGCCAGGAUACAAUAUGUUGUCUAUAAAAUUCUGUAUUGCAUCUAUCCUUAUGAUUUGGUAGUACUUUGAUAACUUUCCGCCCAUCACCUAUUUUUGUUUGUGAUAGGCCGUGAGGUAGUAUAGGGGGGGCUGCCAUGGCACCCUUAUUUUGGCAGGUGAUGGGUUAUCCAAUCUUUGGAUAGCCUACAGUUUUGCUCAUAUUUUUUGCUGUACAGACGAACUAUUGACGGUUUUUUCUAAUAUACUUACAUGUUAUCGUCGAGUUGCAAUGGGUUCCCUAUGCAAAAA
Molecule: messenger RNA, 6498 nt
Organism: Cuscuta epithymum
Lineage: Eukaryota; Viridiplantae; Streptophyta; Magnoliopsida; Solanales; Convolvulaceae
Source: the annotation of a GenBank genome assembly